Molecule: messenger RNA, 869 nt
Organism: Rhea pennata
Lineage: Eukaryota; Metazoa; Chordata; Aves; Rheiformes; Rheidae
Gene: MED30
Product: mediator complex subunit 30
Exons: 5
Coding region: 163-702 (179 amino acids)
Biological process (GO): positive regulation of DNA-templated transcription
Cellular component (GO): mediator complex
Molecular function (GO): transcription coregulator activity
Source: RefSeq, a predicted model, not a curated record
ACGUAGUGAGAGGCAUGAGGCCUGCGGCGCGGCCCGGCGAGGGGAGCGCGGCUUCCGCGGCCGGAGCUGGCAGCGGUGCCGCGUAGGGAGCGGCCUGCAGGCCCCGCUGCCCCCCGCCGCCGGCCUCGCAGCUUGAUUGAGUGGGAUUAGCUAACAUAAGAGAUGUCAACUCCCCCUCUGGCUGGGGCAGGGAUGCCUCCUGGCGCUUUCUCGGGGGCACAAGCUCAAGCAGCUAGGGAGGUAAAUACAGCUUCUCUCUGUCGAAUUGGCCAAGAGACUGUUCAGGAUAUUGUGUUUCGAACCAUGGAAAUCUUCCAGUUGCUGAGGAAUAUGCAGUUACCGAAUGGUGUUACUUAUCAUACUGGGACAUACCAAGACAGACUGGGAAAGCUGCAGGAACAUCUCCGUCAACUAUCAAUACUCUUCAGAAAACUGAGAUUAGUCUAUGACAAAUGCAAUGAAAACUGUGCAGGGCUCGAUCCUGUUCCCAUAGAACAACUUAUUCCGUAUGUUGAAGAAGAUGGAUCCAAGCAUGAUGAUCGUGGUGCUGCUAGUCAGCUUCGUUUUGCUACAGAAGAGAGAAGGGAAAUCAUGGAAGUAAAUAAGAAACUGAAACAGAAGAAUCAGCAGCUGAAGCAGAUCAUGGAUCAGUUACGAAAUCUCAUUUGGGACAUAAAUGCCAUGUUGGCAAUGAGGAACUGAACAAGGAAACAACUUAAAAUCAAACUUCAUAAUUAGAAGAGAUGCUGAUAUUUUUCAGAUAUACUUGAUUUCUUUCUAAGAAGUAGCAUGUUUUCCCACAAUCAUGUUGCAGUAAUAUUUGAAAAGUUUUCAAUAUUAAAAUAUUGUUUUUUCUCUGUUAAUUUAAA